Messenger RNA from Centropristis striata (black sea bass), 1179 nucleotides. It is a transcript of the gene arl11, whose product is annotated as ADP-ribosylation factor-like 11. NCBI's taxonomy places the organism in Eukaryota, Metazoa, Chordata, Actinopteri, Perciformes, Serranidae. The transcript has 5 exons. The coding region runs from base 409 to 930 and encodes 173 amino acids. Gene Ontology annotation, biological process: vesicle-mediated transport; intracellular protein transport. Gene Ontology annotation, cellular component: cytoplasm. Gene Ontology annotation, molecular function: GTP binding; GTPase activity. The record is from RefSeq and is a predicted model, not a curated record.
UUCUUCUUUGUUGGUUUAGAGUUUCCAUAUGGUAAACUAGUUUUUGUUCUUCAUUUGUUCGUUUAAAGGCAUUAUAAAGAAAGGAAAAGUACAGUUUUUCUUCUUUGUUUGUUUAAAGUUUAUUUCAAGAAAACUACAGUUUUUUUUCUUCUUCGUUUGAUUACAUUUAUUUAAAGACAAGUCAUUUUUUUCUUCUUUGUUGGUUUGAAUCUGAUUUGGCCUCCAAACACUUGACCUGCCUUCGAUACAAAAAUGCAGUCAGACCUGUCACACAGUCACAUGACUGGCUCUGAUUGGACGCUGCUCUCCUUCAACGAAGCUGAACAGACUUGAAAGUCGUUAUUACCACCUGUGAGUUUGACUCAGACACACAGAGAAGAAACAGGGAUUUAAAAGGAAGAAGAAGUGAUGGGUUUAGCUCACAGUUCCACCUCUCCUCAGGUGAUCCUGAUGGGUUUGGACUCCGCUGGAAAGUCGACUCUCUUGGCCAGACUGCUGACAGGACAGGUUAUGGAAACGUCUCCGACUAUUGGAUUUAACGUGGGAAGUUUGGACCUGGACAAGAAGACGUCUUUGACUGUGUGGGACAUCGGAGGACAGAAAAGCAUGAGACCCAACUGGAGGUACUACCUGGACGACUGUAAGGCUCUGGUGUUCGUGGUGGACAGCAGUGAUCGGACCCGGCUGCCAGAGGCCCAGAAGGUUCUGAAGAAGAUUCUGAAUGAUGAGAAGCUGCGAGGAGUUCCUCUGAUGGUUCUGGCCAACAAGAAAGACCUGCCCAACUCCAUGACCAUCCGAGAGAUCUCCAAUCAGCUGGAUCUGCCUAGUUACACUGACCGGCUGUGGCAGAUUCAGGCAUGCAGCGCUCUGAAGGGACUCGGCCUCCAACAGGCCUUCAUGUCGGUCAACAAACUCAUCAAGAAGAGUUGAGAGGAGGAGGAGGAGGAGGAGUGUGGGGUGGGGGGGAGGCGGAGUAAGUUAUGAAGGAAAGAUGUGAAAGAGAAAAGUAAAACUAUUAAAACUAAAAUCCUCAACAUGUAUUAUUUAUAGUGGAUGCAACUUGAAAACAAACAUUUUAGUGUAAAGAAUCUAACAAAUAAUCUAUAAAGUUGACUGAUUGUGUGUUUGAUCAAAAAUCAAACUUUAAGGAUCAUUAAACUCUCUCUACUUCAAUAAAUG